AUGGGAGUGAAUUCAAACGGGCUCAACUUUUCAUACGAGACGUUUUGCGCGUUUCUCCCCAGAAUAACCGGCGGUUCCUCGUCGCCGACAAAUACAGACAAUGUCAAUCCCUUGAUUCAACAGAUUCUAACAAUCUACCCCGGUUCCACUAUCUACGCGGCAGGAGGACAUUCUGCUCUGCUAUCAAUUGGCGACGAUAUUUGCGUCAAGGUGUCCUAUAAACCCGGUGGCGAACAUAUACGCCAUGAACAGACCAUCUUUAUGCAGCUGGAGUCCGUGCCGUGCCCAUUCAUAGCCCACUCGCUCCUCUGCGCCCCUGACCUUAUCUUUAUGGAACUUUACAAGAAUGGCACACUUCACGAGCCUUGCCUUGAGGAUCUAGGCUACGCACAUGGCGAUAUCAACCCCCGGAACAUCAUGUUCAUCGAAGGAGAUCACCUCAGACUAGUCGAUUUUGAUCAUGCACUUAGAGUUGGUGACGAUGUAGAGGUUGGCGACUAUCCCUAUGUCCGCCCAGUAGGGGCUAACAAAGGAAAUGCAGAACAUGGCGGCUCGUUUGGCAUAGCUGGUGCUGACACCGAACAAUUCGCUUUGGGUUCUAUUUUCUGGGACAUGGUCCAAGGAACAGGGCUUUGGACAGGAGUAUACGGACCAGAUCUAGUUGAUAGACUUACGGAUCGCGUAUGCCCAGAGAUGGACCUCGAGGAUCCAAUCAAUCAGAUUAUGAAUGAUUGCUGGAAGGGGAAGUUUGAAUCUAUCGCGGCACUUGCAGCCCGGAUCCGCCACCUCGCUUUCGAGAAGGAUCUUGAGCAGAAGAAGAAAGCCUGCGAGAAGUAUUAUAAGCUGAUAUGCGGUGCCGUGAGCGAACCUGAAGCCAGAACUCCUGAGACGACAAACCCUAAGACUUGUUAA
Molecule: messenger RNA, 912 nt
Organism: Arthroderma uncinatum
Lineage: Eukaryota; Fungi; Ascomycota; Eurotiomycetes; Onygenales; Arthrodermataceae
Exons: 2
Coding region: 1-912 (303 amino acids)
Biological process (GO): protein phosphorylation
Molecular function (GO): protein kinase activity; ATP binding
Source: RefSeq, a predicted model, not a curated record